AUGACCAUCAAGGCGUUGAAGGACGUGGCCGUCGGCCGAAAUGGUGUCGGCGCUUUCAUUCUUCAAUGCAAGAAGCUGGACUUCCACUACUGCGACUGGGCAGGAAGUUCAAAAGGAAUGAAUGGCUUUAUCAAGUCCCUUCUUCCCGAGUUCGCGAAGAAGCAUCCACAGAUCGAAUUUUCCGUCUCUCCCCGACCAUCGAAACACCCGGUAAUAGUUGGACACUACAUCAACGGGCGCGAGAGGUCGAUAUGCGUCCGAAACCUAGAACCUUUACAGGUAUUGAAGAAGGCAGAGCUUCUCCGGGAUGCUAGCGGCGAGAAGAACAAGAAGCUCACGAAGCCGGUCUCGAGUAUCAACGAGAGUGUGAGAGGUGUUUGGUCACCGUACCACGGCAAUGGCAUUACUGUAUAA
Molecule: messenger RNA, 414 nt
Organism: Phaeoacremonium minimum UCRPA7
Lineage: Eukaryota; Fungi; Ascomycota; Sordariomycetes; Togniniales; Togniniaceae
Product: putative mitochondrial 54s ribosomal protein l51 protein
Exons: 3
Coding region: 1-414 (137 amino acids)
Biological process (GO): mitochondrial translation
Cellular component (GO): mitochondrial large ribosomal subunit
Molecular function (GO): structural constituent of ribosome
Source: RefSeq, a predicted model, not a curated record